Molecule: messenger RNA, 1974 nt
Organism: Cadophora gregata
Lineage: Eukaryota; Fungi; Ascomycota; Leotiomycetes; Helotiales; Ploettnerulaceae
Exons: 5
Coding region: 731-1822 (363 amino acids)
Biological process (GO): transmembrane transport
Cellular component (GO): membrane
Molecular function (GO): transmembrane transporter activity
Source: RefSeq, a predicted model, not a curated record
CAACUAACAACAAGCCUCCAAGACUAUUACACGCAAAUAAGUGGAAUCAAAAGUGGCAUGGAGCGAGUCAGGCCGGCACGGUCAAAACGCGGGGCCCCAACAUUCGUCCACUGUGGCGUGUCCCCCAGAGUUUGGUAGCCGGGAUCCAGCUCAACAUCGUCGCUCAGGAGAAGCAAUGCCUAGUCUAUAAAGAAGGGACAUCCUUCAGUCCCCAGUAGCAACUGCUCUUAGAUCAUCGACGACAUCCUCCAAAGAUUUUACUUAUCAUUCGAUCUUCGGAUCGAAGACCUACACAAUGCAAUCCACGACAAAACAGGACCAAACCUUCAUCGAGGAUAUGAGUCGAGAGAAGGCCAGCGAUAUCGAGGAGACCACCUCCAUCAUCGACGAACGUGAGAGACGACAAGCUCUCAGUCAGGUCAUCAGUCGCAAGCUCGAUAAACAUCUCAUGCCACUUCUUUGUGUCUUAUUUGUCCUUUCUUACCUCGAUCGAGGCAACAUCGGCAACGCAAAGACCGCAGGAGCUCAGACAGAUCUGGGACUAAGCAGUGUUCAGGUCUGUCCAACUUUCCCCUAAAAUACAGAGUCCGCUGAUUGGCAAUAGUGGUCCUGGGUACUUCUCUCCUUUUACAUCACCUACACUUCCUGCGAAUGGCUCGUGCUCUGCUGGAAGAUCUUCCCUGCCCAUAUCUACGUCACAGUACUAUGUAUCGGAUGGGGCGGUGCUGCUAUGUGUAGCGGGGCUGUCAACAACCUCGGCGGUAUGAUCGCAACACGAGUCUUUGUGGGCCUUUUCGAAGCUGGCUUUGGAGCCGGCGUACCAUACUUCAUGUCGCUGGCCUACAAGAGAUCGGAGCUUGGAGCACGGGUUGCUCUUCUACUGGGAACGAGUCCUAUUGCAAACUGUGUUGCUGGCACCAUGGCAUACGGAAUUUCCCAUAUCGAGUCUCAUAUCGCAUCUUGGAGAUGGAUUUUGAUCAUCGAGGGUAUCCCUACGGUCCUCAUGGCGCCUGUUGUCUACUUCUACCUGAUGGAUGAUGUCAAAAGUGCCAAGUUCUUGACAGAAGACGAGAAGACUUUUGCUGUUGAAAGACUGCAAACCAUUGACACAACAGCGAAGAGCAAAUUGUCCAAGGCACAAAUUUGGGCCGGCAUAGCUGACUAUAAGAGCUACUGCCAUGCUUUGAACCACUUCUGCUGCAACUACUCUUUCGCAUGCUUGUCCAACUUUCUUCCAACCAUCGUUCAGGGCCUAGGAUACACAAGCAUUCGGGCCCAGGGCCUGACUGCACCACCAUAUCUCGGCGCGUUCAUCUGCUGUAUCGGUGCGGCUUUUGCUACUGCGAGAUUUGGAAACCGAGGACCCUUCACUGCUGGGUUUGCUACCCUUGGUGCAAUCGGAUAUGGGCUUUUAGCCUCUCAAACCAACACCCAUGUUCGUUAUGCAGCAAUUUGGUUUGCAUCUUGUGGUGUCUUCCCAGCACUUGCGUUAAACAUGACCUGGAUGCUCAACAACCAGGCCGGUGACACGAAGAAGGGGGUCGUGAUGUCGAUGCUGGCUAUCUUCGGUCAAUGCUCAUCCUUCGUUGCUGCUACAAUCUUUCCAAAUGAAGACAAGCCAUAUUACGUGAAAGGUACUGCUGUCGGCUGUGGACUCACAGGCUUGAUCGUGCCAGUUUCCCUAUUUCUGCAUUUCAAGUUGAAAGCAGAAAAUAAAAGAAGAGAUGCUGCGGCAGCGACAGUCCAUGCCGUUGAGGGUGGGCCACAGAUCGAUGUGACUGCUCUGGGAGAUGCUCAUCAAGAUUUCCGAUAUUUCACAUGAGGAGGAUGAAGUCCGGAACAAGCAGAGAAUUGAUCUCUAUCGAAUGAUCGUUGGGGGUGGUUACCGAAUCCCAGGUCGAAAAACGCCAGAAGAGAAGGGUAAAGAGGAAUAUUGUUCUAUCCAAUGACAUAAUUCAUACAUACGAAGUACGG